Sycon ciliatum is the source of this 1717-nucleotide messenger RNA. RefSeq names its product peptidyl-prolyl cis-trans isomerase-like 3. The record is from RefSeq and is a predicted model, not a curated record. Gene Ontology annotation, molecular function: peptidyl-prolyl cis-trans isomerase activity. Gene Ontology annotation, biological process: protein folding; protein peptidyl-prolyl isomerization. NCBI's taxonomy places the organism in Eukaryota, Metazoa, Porifera, Calcarea, Leucosolenida, Sycettidae. Gene Ontology annotation, cellular component: catalytic step 2 spliceosome. The coding region runs from base 143 to 637 and encodes 164 amino acids. The transcript has 5 exons.
GGAUAAUUGUGUACUAUUAUUCAGAAUUUGUUUGAGGAGAGCUGUCGAAAUCGUCUGAUCAGUUAUCCUGUGCUUGGCACGCAGGCGUAAAAAAAGGUGUCCUCGCUGUGGAAUUCCUGGCAAUCUCACCCAAGGAAUAAAGAUGUCCGUCACUCUGCACACUGACCUUGGAGAUAUCAAGCUGGAGCUGUAUUGCGAGCAAACGCCGAAAGCAUGCGAAAACUUCCUGGCGUUGUGCGCCAGUGGCUACUACAAUGACUGCCUGUUCCAUCGCAACAUCAAGGGUUUCAUCGUGCAGACGGGAGAUCCGACUGACACGGGCAAAGGCGGACAGUCGAUCUGGGGCGAGGCGUUUGAAGACGAGCUGAUGGACACGCUGAGGCAUUCCUUCCGCGGCGUGAUAUCUAUGGCGAAUAACGGCAUCGAUUCCAACCAAUCCCAGUUCUUCAUCACCUACGCCAAACAGCCCAGCUUGGACGACAAAUACACAAUGUUUGGAAAGGUGAUUCACGGCAUGGAGACGCUGGAUGACCUGGAGAAAGUGCCGGUCGACGAGAGAACGUUCCGGCCCAAGACGGAGAUUCGCCUGCGCCGCGUCACCAUACACGCUAACCCUCUAGCUGAUCAGGCUGACUAGGUGGUCGGGCUGACUAGGUCAUCAGGCUGACUAGGUGGACGGGCUGGCUAUGUGAUCAGGCUGACUUGGUGGACGAGGCAGAUCAGGCCUGCUAUAUGAACAGGCUGACUGCAAUGUAGGUGGACGGGCUAAGAGCAUGGCAGCAGUAGCAGUAACAGCACACAAUGUACACCGGCACACACAGCCCUGUGAUUAUGCUACAACUGAGAGACUACUCUGCUCAACACUACACAUGUGUGUGUCUUAUCACAUUUGUUCAGUUGCGGAUCCUAGCCACUCUCCUGCAGUCCUGCACCUGUACUCCAUGGAACAUUGAGGCUGGGCUCUGGCUGAGAGCCACUCACUGACCUAGCCUAGCCAUUCAGCUCUGUGACGACGCCCUGUCCUGUAGCCAUUAGAGCACAGCACACCGGUGGAUCAUGCAGCAGGCGUCCAAUGUUCUCUGUACUGUCCGACUGCUGGCACACAGUUUUGUAAGAUGUGUCGAAGCCAUUGCUUGAUCGUAGCACAUCUCCAACUGGUACAUGUACAUGUAUCCAGUGUAUUGGUUAGUGUGACGUGAUCAGGAGCUGCAGACAGACUACAGGAACGCCACCCACGCUUGUCCCGCCAAUAAUUAUCUUCAUACUGUGUGUGUGUGUGUGUGUGUGUGUGUGUGUGUGUGUGUGUGUGUGUGUGUGUGUGUGUGUGUGUGUGUGUGUGUGUGUGUGUGUGUGUGUGUGUGCGUGUGUACGUGUGCGCGUGCGCCUGGGUGUAUGUGUGUGGGUGUGUAUGAUGGUACGCAUGCAGCAGCUCAUAGUCCCGGCGAUGGUUCUGCUCUCAUGCGCUGUGGACCCGGGUUUGUUUGCUUCUUUUCCGUUUUGUAUCAGUGUCAGUUGUCAACGGUAUCGCAGGCUGGCCCUACGCUGAAUACCCCGAGCUUUUCUUUUCUCCCCAAUAUUCAUCGUCUCCCCCCUUAUUGUCACGCUUGUUUUGCGGUUGAUGGUUCACGCAUGCUGUUAGUGACAUCAUAAUCUUGACUUGAAUGAAUCCGGCUUGAUUGCGUUCCGACACUGUCGGCCAUUGUAUAUGAACUCAGAA